GAGAUCUUACUUGAAUAAUUACAACAGGGGUUUUCCCAGGCAAAGAGGGAUGUUCAGGAACAGAUGGCAGUGCUGAUGCAGUCACGGGACCAGGUUUCAGAAGAGCUGGUGAGGUUACAGAAAGAUAAUGACAGUCUCCAGGGAAAGCACAGCUUGCAUGUAUCAUUACAGCAAGCAGAAGACUUCAUCCUCCCAGACACCAUAGAGGCACUGCGGGAAUUGGUAUUAAAAUACCGUGAGGACAUCACUAAUGUUCGGACAGCAGCAGACCACGUGGAAGAAAAGCUGAAGGCUGAGAUACUUUUCCUAAAAGAGCAGAUCCAAGCAGAACAGUGUUUAAAAGAAAAUCUUGAAGAAAUUUUGCAGCUAGAAAUAGAAAACUGCAAGGAGGAAAGAGCUUCCAUUUCUAGCUUAAAAGCUGAAUUAGAAAGAAUAAAGGCAGAAAAAGGACAGUUGGAGUCCACAUUGAGAGAGAAGUCUCAACAGCUUGAGAGUCUUCAGGAAAUAAAGACCGGUUUGGAAGAACAGUUACAGAAAGAGACUGCUGCUAAGGCCACCGUCGAACAACUAAUGUUUGAAGAGAAGAAUAAAGCUCAGAGAUUACAGACAGAAUUAGAUGUCAGUGAGCAAGUCCAGAGAGAUUUUGUAAAGCUUUCACAGAGCCUUCAGGUGCAGUUAGAGCGGAUCCAGCAAGUGGACUCCUUGGAGAGAAUUCGGGCAAUUCUGAAUGAUACGAAACUGACGGACAUUAACCAGCUCCCUGAGACAUGACACCCUGAUGGCAGGAUUCUAGCCUGCACUUUGGGUUUUUAACUCAUCUUUCGAGCAAUAUUAAUUGGUAUUUAACUCUUACCUGAAGAAAGAGAAGUCACAACAAAAGGAAGACUGGAGAAAUGCCUACUUCUAGAAGGAGAA
Saimiri boliviensis boliviensis (Bolivian squirrel monkey) is the source of this 915-nucleotide messenger RNA. Lineage: Eukaryota; Metazoa; Chordata; Mammalia; Primates; Cebidae. The record is from RefSeq and is a predicted model, not a curated record.